CUGAUUGGUCGCUGAUUAAUCUUCUGGGCGGAGUCAGGGAACACCAACGUGAUGUGGCGGCGCGCGUGCAGUUUUCAAUAGAGAUUAUAAAGUAAUGUUUGUGUUAUACUGGGAUUAUAACUUCUGGAAUUACUAAACAGAGUUUCCAGAUUGUGUCCUUCAAAUAGAGGCUGUGUAGAUGAAUGAUCUAAAGGAGUGAAAGUCUUGGACUCGAGCAAGAAACUUAAACCUAAUGGCUUUAGAGCUUCGGAAAUGGAAAAAGUCCAACGAAACCCUGAAAACGAGCCAGCUCCAUCCAAACAGGGACUGACGCGUUGCGUACUCAGUGCAGCGUUUUUCGGAGCUCUUGGCUCCUCCUUCCUGUAUGGCUACAACCUGUCUGUGGUCAACGCCCCCUCCAAGUAUAUAAAGGCGUUUUAUAACUUGACAUGGACGACGCGCUACAUCGAGUCACCAACAGUGGACACUCUCACCUUGCUCUGGUCCAUCACUGUGUCCAUAUUUGCGGUUGGAGGCCUGAUGGGGGCGCUCACUGUCCCCUUCCUUAUUAAAAUACUGGGCAGGAAAGGCACUCUGCUGGCCAAUAACAUAUUGGCCGUUAUCUCCGCUCUAUUAAUGGCUCUGGGUGAGAAAGCAGGGUCAUUUGAGAUGCUCAUCAUUGGCCGCUUCAUUGUUGGCAUGGAUUCAGGUGUGGCUCUCAGCGCCUUGCCGAUGUAUCUGGGCGAAAUCUCACCACGACAGUACCGCGGCUCCAUCGGUCAGUUUAACGCCGUCUUCAUCUGUCUUGGAGUUUUCACCGGACAGCUGUUCGGCCUUCCCGAGAUAUUCGGCCAUGUGGACAGAUGGAACUUCCUGUUUGCGUUCAUCGCCGUUCCUGCCAUUCUGCAAUUGUGCGUUUUGCCAUUUUUGCCGGAGAGUCCACGAUUCCUUCUGAUGGAGCGCAGAGAUGAAGCUCGAGCUGAAAAAGCAUUCCAGUCAUUUUUGGGGAAGAAGGAUGUGAGUGCUGAAUUGGAGGAGGUGUAUGGCGAGAUUAGAGUGCAGAACACUCAGCAGUCUGUGUCUUUCUUCCGUCUGUUCCGUAAUCCUUCCAUCCGCUGGCAGCUCAUCACUGUCAUCACUAUCAUGAGCAGCUACCAGCUGUGUGGCCUCAAUGUUAUCUGGUAUUACACUAAUGGGAUAUUCGAAGGUGCAGGAUUUGACAAGAGCACAAUUCCUUACGUCACGCUCAGCACGGGAUUCAUCGAGACGCUGGCAGCCAUCGUGUCGGGUUUGGUGAUCGAGCGUGUUGGAAGGAAACUGUUGCUGAUUUUCGGCUUCUCGGCGAUGGCCAUGUGUUACAGCCUCCUCACCGUCUUCUUAAACUUCCAGGAUAGUUAUUCAUGGAUGCCAUAUAUGAGCUUCAUCUCCAUAUUAGCCCUGAUUGCUUCUUUUUGUUCUGGCCCAGGUGGUAUUCCCUUCAUUCUGACUGGUGAGUUGUUUGAGCAAGCGAAUCGUCCCGCCGCAUUUCUGGUCGCUGGAGUUGUGAACUGGCUGGCGAACUUUAUCGUCGGCCUCCUCUUCCCUUUCAUUCAGGAGUCUCUUCAGAACUAUGCUUUCUUGGUCUUCGUCUUCGUGUGCGUCUUUGCCGCCAUCUACAUCGUCGUCGUCCUACCAGAGACCAAGAACAAAACCUUCAUGGAGAUCAGUCAGAGUUUUGCCAAGAUCAAUAACAUCCCCCAGCUGGUAGAAGCGGAGAUGGAGGAUGUCCUGGACGUCCAACCAGAAAAAAACAAUACACUGAGCCUGAACGCUGGAACUGUUAACGGUAAACAUUCUGUCGGGAAUCAUGUAGCUAACGGCGAAGUGCAAUCAGAGAGCUGCUUCUGACACGGUUAUAGUUACAUAUAAGUGCAGAAAUAAAUUCUUUACAUAACGAUA
This is a messenger RNA of Tachysurus fulvidraco (yellow catfish), 1917 nucleotides long. RefSeq names its product solute carrier family 2 member 9, like 2 (gene slc2a9l2). The transcript is spliced from 14 exons. Gene Ontology annotation, biological process: monosaccharide transmembrane transport. Gene Ontology annotation, cellular component: membrane. Lineage: Eukaryota; Metazoa; Chordata; Actinopteri; Siluriformes; Bagridae. The record is from RefSeq and is a predicted model, not a curated record. Gene Ontology annotation, molecular function: hexose transmembrane transporter activity. Bases 253 to 1866 code for a protein of 537 amino acids.